Messenger RNA from Saccharomyces mikatae IFO 1815, 657 nucleotides. It is a transcript of the gene NMD4, whose product is annotated as Nmd4p. Lineage: Eukaryota; Fungi; Ascomycota; Saccharomycetes; Saccharomycetales; Saccharomycetaceae. The transcript has a single exon. The record is from RefSeq and is a predicted model, not a curated record. The coding region runs from base 1 to 657 and encodes 218 amino acids.
AUGACACAGUAUAAUUUCAUUAUAGAUGCUUCAGCUUUUGAAAAGGGUUUAGGCAACAUCAAGAGGUGGUGCUCUAAUUGUACAGAAACCGUGACUUUGAACUUUUAUAUUCCAACCUUUACUUUGAAUGAAUUGGAUUUCCUUCAACAGAGGCGUAAAAGUUUCGCUGCUCGCGAAUCCUUGAGGUUUAUUGACAGAUUAGAUGAUUCUAAUUUUCCUAAUUUUAAAGUCUUUAUCGAAUUCCCCGAAGUUUUAGAUAUUAUCUUAUGGUCAGAUGUUAUGGAACACAACGACAGUUGUGGAAAGGUGAAUAUUGCAAAAUUGCCCAAAAGAUUGAAGAAUUUGUUGAAAAGUUGUAUUUAUAAAUGCUACCUUGAAGGAAGUGAAGGGCUGCAUUGGUUUUUGAUUAGUGAGGAUCCCCAAAUUCGGGAAAUGGCCAUGCAGUGCAACAUUCCCUCCUGCUCGAUUGUUGACGUAGACUCAAUUUUGUCCAAAGACAUGAAUGACAAAUCAUUUAGAGAAAGUGAAAAGUUUAACAAUAUGAUGCUAAAAAAUGGCACUAAGGAAGAAAGUGAAACCGGUAGAGAAAUUAUUAGAACUAACUUCAAUAAAACAGUUUAUGCUUCAAGAGGAACUGGCGAACUGUGGUCUCCAUAA